Molecule: messenger RNA, 21196 nt
Organism: Gallus gallus (chicken)
Lineage: Eukaryota; Metazoa; Chordata; Aves; Galliformes; Phasianidae
Gene: CNKSR2
Product: connector enhancer of kinase suppressor of Ras 2
Exons: 21
Coding region: 176-2950 (924 amino acids)
Biological process (GO): regulation of signal transduction
Cellular component (GO): membrane; cytoplasm
Molecular function (GO): protein binding
Source: RefSeq, a predicted model, not a curated record
AGAGGCGGCGAGCGAGCGAAGCGGAGCGGAGGGAAGCGGGGCUUUAGCGGGGAUUUUGCUUCCUUCGGGUAGAGGAGCGGCCCCGGCUGAGGGCAGAACGCUCCCGACGCUGCGCACAGCCUCGCCUCUCACCCGGAGAGCGGCGGCCGCCCGAGCCCCGCGCCGCCGAGCCCCCAUGGCCCUCAUUAUGGAGCCCGUCAGUAAGUGGUCGCCGAGCCAGGUCGUCGACUGGAUGAAAGGCCUUGAUGAUUGCUUGCAGCAAUACAUUAAGAAUUUUGAGAGAGAGAAGAUCAGUGGUGACCAGCUACUACGUAUUACUCAUCAAGAACUGGAAGAUCUUGGAGUCACACGAAUUGGCCAUCAGGAACUUAUCUUGGAAGCAGUAGACUUGCUCUGUGCACUGAACUAUGGUUUGGAAACAGAAAAUCUGAAAACUCUUUCACACAAACUGAAUGCAUCUGCCAAAAAUCUGCAGAACUUCAUCACUGGGAGGAGGAGGAGUGGUCACUACGAUGGAAGGACCAGCCGCAAAUUACCAAAUGAUUUUCUGACGUCCGUAGUGGAUCUCAUUGGAGCUGCUAAAAGUCUCCUGGCUUGGUUGGACAGAUCACCUUUUGCUGCUGUGACAGAUUACUCAGUGACAAGAAAUAAUGUAAUACAACUCUGUCUGGAGCUGACAACAAUUGUACAACAGGAUUGCACAGUAUAUGAAACAGAGAAUAAAAUUCUUCACGUGUGUAAAACUCUCUCUGGCGUCUGUGACCACAUCAUCUCGCUCUCUUCUGAUCCCCUGGUUUCCCAGUCCGCCCAUCUUGAAGUGAUCCAGCUUACAAACAUCAAGCCAAGUGAAGGGCUGGGUAUGUACAUUAAGUCAACAUAUGAUGGUCUCCAUGUAAUUACUGGAACAACAGAAAAUUCACCUGCAGAUCGGUGCAAGAAAAUCCAUGCUGGAGAUGAAGUGAUUCAAGUUAACCACCAAACUGUGGUGGGGUGGCAGUUGAAAAAUUUGGUGAAUGCACUACGAGAGGAUCCGAGUGGUGUUAUCUUAACUUUGAAAAAGCGACCUCAGAGCAUGCUUACCUCAGCACCAGCUUUACUGAAAAAUAUGAGAUGGAAGCCCCUUGCUCUGCAGCCUCUUAUUCCCAGAAGUCCUACGAGCAGUGUUGCUACACCAUCCAGCACUAUCAGCACACCUACAAAAAGAGACAGCUCUGCACUCCAGGAUCUUUAUAUACCACCUCCUCCAACAGAACCCUACGUUCCCAGGGAUGAAAAAGGAAAUCUCCCAUGCGAUGAUGUUGGCAGACAUACAGUGGGCAAACCAGUUCAUACAGGAUCCGAAUCUCCAAACUCAUUUCUUGACCAGGAGUAUCGAAAGCGUUUUAAUGUGGUUGAGGAAGAUGCAGUUUUAUACUGCUAUGAGUAUGACAAGGGAAGAACGAGUGGUCCUGGAAGGAGAGAGAGUACACCAACAUAUGGGAAACUAAGGCCUAUUUCUAUGCCAGUAGAAUAUAACUGGGUGGGGGAUUAUGAAGAUCCCAGUAAAAUAAAACGAGAUAGUAGGAGAGAAAAUUCAUUGCUACGCUAUAUGAGCAAUGAGAAAAUAGGCCAAGAAGACUACAUGUUUCAAAGGAAUAGCAAAAAGGAUACUGGGAAAAAAUCGAAAAAGAAAGGAGACAAGGGUAAUAGUCCUAGUCAUUACUCAUUGUUGCCUAGUUUACAAAUGGAUUCAUUGAGACAAGAUGUCAUUGGCACACCCGGACCAGAGACCACUUUGUACCAUACAUUUCAGCAAUCUUCUCUACAGCAGAAAAGUAAAAAGAAGAACAAAGCUCCUAUUCCUGGUAAAAGCAAAAGACGGAUCUCCUGUAAAGAUCUUGGUCGAGGAGACUGUGAAGGCUGGCUUUGGAAAAAGAAAGAUGCUAAGAGUUAUUUCUCUCAGAAAUGGAAAAAAUAUUGGUUUGUCCUGAAAGACACAUCUCUUUACUGGUAUAUCAAUGAAGAGGAUGAAAAAGCGGAAGGAUUUAUCAGUCUACCUGAAUUUAAAAUAGACAGAGCCAGUGAAUGCCGAAAGAAAUACGCAUUCAAAGCCUGCCAUCCUAAGAUCAAAAGUUUUUAUUUUGCUGCUGAACAUCUAGAUGAUAUGAACAGAUGGCUAAACAGAAUUAACAUGCUUGCUGCUGGCUAUGCAGAAAGGGAGAGGAUCAAACAAGAGCAAGAUUACUGGAGUGAGAGUGAUAAGGAGGAGGCUGACACUCCAUCGACACCCAAACAAGACAGCCCACCACCCCCAUAUGAUACGUACCCACGGCCUCCUUCGAUGAGUUGCACCAGUCCCUACGUGGAGCCAAAGCACAGCCGCCUCUCCUCCACAGAGACCUCCCAGUCGCAGUCAUCACACGAGGAGUUCCGCCCAGAGGCGGCGGGGAGUGUCACCGACUCGCCAGUGCGCAAGACAGCGAGCCAGCGGCGCUCAUGGCAGGACCUCAUCGAGACACCACUGACGAGCUCAGGACUUCACUACUUGCAGACACUGCCACUGGAGGACUCGGUGUUCUCUGAGACGGCCGUGGUGUCCCCUGAGCACCGGCGGCAGUCCACCUUGCCCACCCAGAAGUGCCACCUGCAAGACCACUACGGCCCCUUCCCACUCGUGGAAGGGGAGCGGAUGCAAGUGCUGAAUGGGAAUGGAGGCAAGCCCCGGAGCUUCACGCUGCCACGAGACAGUGGCUUCAACCACUGCUGCCAGAGCCUUUCGGUGGGAGCCACCGAUCACCACGAGGAAGUGCAGCAAAAGGAGGUGGAAGAGGAAGAGGAGGAGGAGGAGGAGGAGGAAGUCAAAGCAGCGGAAGAAAACCAGGAAGAUAAAACCACCUUGUUUCAUGAAAAGAGGAGUUCCUUUUGUCCAAAUCUACCUUCCUACAGGAAACCAAACUUCCUGAGUUUGUAGAGCUGAAGUUAUAGGAACGGCAACUGUGAGACACCUGGAUCUCCUGAAGCUGCAGAAGCAACAUCUAUGAGGCUGCAGGAUCCACUUUCUCUUAGUGCCCUUUUCCAAGCAAAUCCAAGACUGUUACUUUAAACGCUGCGCCUGUUAGUGUUAUAAAAUAGGCUAAAAUGUGAAAAGCAUUUCCUUUUGCAGUCCGCUGAGCCUCCUUUCUUCACAACUCCAUCAGUCCUGCAAUGUGCUAGCUUGGGCUUUUGUUUCUCAAGGGUUUGGUUUGGGUUGGCUUGGGUCUAUUUUUCUUUCGUGUUUAUUUGUUUGCUUGUUUGUUUUCGUUUCAGUUGUAUAAUCAAAUGUUCCCUAUUUAAAAUCAUAAGUUAUGUAAAAUUGUCUCUUGACUGCUAUUCUUAGGACAUAGUUAUAUAAACUAUUUUCCUCUCCCUUGUUCUUCCUCCUCUCCCUCUUGACACACAAAAUUCCCAGGAAAGCUAGGAAGUUCAGAGAGCCUGAACUUCCUUUGAGCUCUGCAGAAUUGCUCACAGCGUACCUCUUUGGAAACCCAUUUUCCAAUUGCUACCAUGGACGGACUAAAUGGCACCAAUGUUUUUAUCUGGAAUUCUUUCCACCUGGUGCCUUCUGUCACUGAGACAACAUCGUUUUUUGCUCUCCUAGACCUUUACAGACAUCCUCAAGUGUAAAAAUGACAAAGCUUGGUAUUUUCCUUCCUUCUUCAUCAGCCUUUUGAAAAAGUAAAUUCCUUAACAAGGGAUAAACAAGUCUCAACAAUUAAAUUGGAUGUAAUUUUUUACAUCUUUUUACUUGGCCUAGUUGAACUCUUUCCCAAAGUGAGGCUUGGUUUUUGUUUCUUUUAACAACAAAAUAUCCCACAGCUUUUCCUAUCUGGGAUCUGAAAACAGAGAUUUUGAGAAUCAUGGAAAGUUUCAUACUUUAUUACAAAUAAGUAUAAUUCACAGCAAAAUAGGGUAUGUGCUGAAACCAGGUGGGCUUUUGAAACUGCCCUAUGUGCACAAAUAGACAAAAAACUCUUCAGUAAACAACUUAGCGACAUGCUGUUUAUUCCACCUCUCUCUUUCUCUUUUCUUUGCUAACAUGAGUCCGCAAAGAUUCGUGAGUUCUCAAGUCCUAGCUUUUGGAUGUCAGCAUGGUUUGAAAGUCAUGUGAUUUCCUACUCAAUCUUACCCUUCAUCCAUAGUGUCACAGUACUAGAUUGCCAGCUAAAAUAACAAAAAGAAACAGAUUGCCUUGUGCCACCUCUUUUUCUAGUUCAUACAUAAGCUGCUGGCAGGGUAUCCUUCCGUGCUCAUAGCAUGUUUGGUGGAUUUGGGGCACAUUCUUUGCUUUCUUUCUCCUCAUUCAUGUGACCCUUUUCCAGUGUUUCCAAAUGAGUUCAUGUCUUUUAAGUACAGAGGAAACCAACCCUUGUUGGUUAGGAUGUGUAUUGUUCUCUUGCUUAAUUUUCUUUUAAUUAGUCUUUGUUCUGUUUUGUUUGGUUGGUUUGUGGGUUUUUUUGUUGUUGUUUUUUUCUCCAAACGUAUCUACAAAAAGCAAACAUGUAACUUUCCGCCCUAAAUACCUCUUUUGAUGGAGCAAGAUGUCAUACUGAAACAGCGCCAUGUAUCUGUCCUCACAAGCACACCUGCAUGCACAUUAGAAAAGCUCUGUAGCGCUGCAACUGUAUGCCAGAUUUGCUAUUUGCUCUUGUUUGCAUGAUAGUAAUUCUAAUAUACUAAUAUGAUAUGGAAGUAAUGGCACAUCACCGUUCUCUCAACAUAUUGUAUCACUGCUUUAUCAUAUUAGGCUAAUACACUGCGAGAGUUGAUAGCACCUCUCCAUGUCAAAUCGGAUCCACUUCUCUUGGCACUGAACCGAUUGGACUCAAAGGUUGAUAAACUUAUCAUUAGCGAAUUGGCACGGCGGAGACUCAACUUCAGCCUCUUGCAAGACACCUAAUGGCCUCCGUUCAGAAAGUCAAUUCUUCUUGAAUAACAUUGGUGUUUAUAAAAGAGACUAGACCUGUUAAAGCGUAGACAACCACAUGCCUGGAUAUGAGGCCUCCAGGAAGGUGUCAAGGGCAUGGCCACUCUUUUGAAGAAUGCACCCUUUCCACAAUGGGACUAGGCACAAGGUCAGAUCCAGUCUACACGGAGCACAUUUGCAGAAAAUACUGCCCCGCAUGGGAGAACGGAAGGGGAAGAGGGUCUUGACAGGGGAAGGGCUUUGAUGUCACUCAGUUUUGUUCUGCAGACCUCGAGGAAUUAAAGAGGGAUUCGGCUGUGGUAACGCUAAAAUCCUGUUGCUUUUACUGAACUGCAGUGAAUCCAUUCAGGCCAACCAGACAGAUUGUGCCAUUUAAGCGUCCUUCACUAACGUGAAGGAUGCUACCUUACUGUAUCAUGCUAAACUAAGUGUAUUCUGUCAAGUGAAGGUGUGCACAGACCUUUCAGAGACUUCUAUUUCUCUAACGAUUUGUAACGCAUUACCAGAGGGUACACUGACACUGGUUUGGAUGAUGACGGAGAAGAUACCUCACGCUGAGAUUUCUUAUGCUCUGCAGAUAAACUCUUCAGUUCCUCUUUAUCUUCUAGGAGUUAAACAUGUGAGUGAUGCUGCCUGGAGAAGCAGGCACAAAGUAUUCUCUGUAUAACACCCCGACUCCAGAGGGCUGUUUGGGGGCCAGUAUUCGUCUGGAUGUCACUCAAAGUAGAUGCAGAUAUUGUAUUUAUCAUUAUGUUCUGAAUCCCCUAUGGGUUGAUGUUUGCCUCUAUCUCUGUGGUUAGAAUGUGGAUUUUCCUUAAUAUAUUUGGCUAAGGGUGUAUUGUAAUAAUGUUAAUGCUAAUUACUUGAUAUUUCAUACUAUCUUACGGGGAGAUACUUUUAAAAAUGUAUUUUGAAAUGUUUUCUUUCUGUUUGCUCAAUGUAUGGUAUUGCAUUAUGUUAAUACCAAUAAAAUUAUAUAUAUAUAUAGUUAUAUAUAUUUCCCUUUUAUAAAGAAGUAAAUUAUGCUUUUUUGCCUCACAAAUGAAAUGUGCAGUGAAUAAAAUAUAUCAUUCUGCCUUACAGCAGGUGACAAAGCUUAUAAUAGUUUUAAUAUUCUUUUUUGAAAAAUAAAAAGUAUAGUAUGACAUGAACUAGUUGGAAACUCAUCAAAAUGCAUGUUGUGUUUCUGCUUAAUGGGACUGUCACAAAUCAGCCUAAGUAUUUAUUAAUGUUGUUUUGGCAUCUUUAAUUUUUUCCAAUCAAAAAACAUACACUGUAUUGCUAUUAUUGAUUACAAAAUUGUACUUUCAUGAUUUUGUGCCUGUUGGCCAAAUAGACAAGCCCACUGAGUUUUUACGACUCUCUUGUCUGUAGGAAUUGAUUUUUAAAUUUAAUUCAGUGCUUUUUCCAAUGCUUGGCAAAGGCAGAAUUUAUUUUUUAUAUAAGGUUGCCUUUGAAGUACCUGCCUCUGCCAGGGCUGAUAAAUCACGGCUAAGCACAUAAAGGUUCUGCACCUGAAGGAUGUAAUGUAUCAUUAAAACUCUGCUGGAAUGGCCUGAAACCUGAGCCAGUCCUUCACGUUCUGUCAUUAAACUCCAUAAUUAGUUAGAGAUGAAAUGUUUUGGAAAUGAAUUAGAGAAGCAGAAGCAAAGAUGUGAAUCUAAAGUAUCCUUUGGCUGCCAUUCUGGGUUAUGCUGAUGGCUUGUUUGCAGCCUGUAGCCACAGGCAAGCAUAUAUCUGCACUAACAUGAAUUAGAUCGUCUUCAGCUUCCUCUUUCUUUUCCCCGUCCUUUCUAACAUAUUGUAUUGAGUAUCAUUGUUUUGCAGAGGCAUUCAAGAGGGCUGUAAUUAGCAGUCCCUGGCAUUUAAUUGCAUACCCAUUUGUUAAAUAUUUUUCUGUAUGCCUUAAAAUAAAGUAUAGAAAAUGGCAGUAAUGUUUCUUUAAUGAAGGCAUUUGAUUUAUUCAUGAAGUCAGGAUUUUUGAAAGUGUUAUUUUGGGCUUAAUAAAGGAAAUAAGCCAGUAACUUCUCAGCUUUGCCAUUGUCUGUAAGGGCUGAUGGUCACUUCCUUCUUUUUCAUUUCUUUUGUGCGCAAACGCGUUCUUCCUAAUGGAUGGGGAACAGGCUUUUCUUCUGUGAUGGCUGUCAUGCCCGUUUUGAGAGAAAGUUUAUGUUAAGGUGCCUGUACGUUCACGAGUUCAUUGGGCAUUAUAACACAUGAUGACAUGAGUGAUGACUGGAAGAGCCACAUGGCAUUGCAUUUCUCUUGCCAUUACUGAACAUACAGCACUUGUUCUCAAAGGUACCGGGCAGGGACUGAACUCCUUUCAGUGCUUACAAACCGUGGCGGUGUGAUGGGCAUUCAGCAGCUGGUGGGGGUGCUUAAGAUCUGGCAGUGUCGUGCCCUAAAUAAAUGUGUAAAUCAGGGUGCAGAUUCAUUAGUCUGGGACCUAAUCAGUGCAGCUAUCGCAACGUUUGCAAUUAAUUAUAAAUCCCAUAAUAAAUCUGAAUAUCUGAAUAAAUAAGACAUCUUCUGGGAUAACAUCUUCCAAAGUAUUUCGGGCCCCCUUCACAAGUGCCUCAGGAGCUGCUUCCCCAGCCGGCUGCCGUGCAAUGCGGAGGUAGCCGAGCUGGCAGUUAGAAGACACUAGUUACUGCCCACACUGAUUUACCACAUUUCUUUCAUGUUGAAAUUGGGAUUUAUACUCCUGGGUGAUGCGGAUGCUUUUGAAAAUUUCACUCAGUGUUAGAUUUUCAUCCAAAUAAGCAAACCUGGGAUGCAGCCUGAAGUAGAGUUCAUUUUCUCAGUGGAUAUUGCUCACCAGGAACACUGCCCCUUCCGUUCAGGCUGGCUUUCGGGUACCAAGGCCAUCAGCCGUGACAGGUAUUGCCACUGAGCAAGCAUGACUGUCGCUUGAUUUUGAGCGGUGAGUAAUGUUGCCGGGUCCAUAUCGCUUGUCACUUAACCUUUCAGAACUUCAUAUGCUGUAACAGCUUAGGUUUGUGAAAAAAAUAUUUUCCUGAAGGAGUAGUUGCUUCCAUAUAUUGCUUGCGGGAUAGAUCCAUAGGGACAGCCUCCUCCUGUUUAAAAGUCACAGCAUCCCCAGAAGUAUAGCAGUUUAUCCACUCUGCUUCAGAUCUGGCUUACCUCGUAAAUACAAGAAGUUUUUCAUUGUUUCUGAACUGAGGGGACUAAGGGGAAGAAUACCACCAAAAUGCAAUUGCAUUGUUUAUUUCGCCUCAAUAUUGGUAGCUUGUGAUAAAGUUGAACAGUGCUUAUUGAAUCUGUGGCAAAGAAAAAUGUCAAGAUACCCUCUUUCAUUGUGUUAAAAUUCUCCCAGUCAGUAAAAUCUGUUCAGUGGAUGACGGUUAAACUGAUUUCUUCGUAGGCAACUUAAUGAGCAGAGCGCUGUGACAAAUACCAAAGGAUGCAAUUACAACACUGCUGCCACAAAGUUCUGCCACUGAUCAGAGUUCUCUGUUACACUGAGUUAUUUCAGCCUCAUUCUUAUGCCCUCUCUGAAAUCACAGCCUACCAAUAUAACCUCAUGAAACAGCAGGGCAGAGAGCACACGAGGAGUUUCUCCUGUUGCUCAUUCGAGAUGUGUAAGAGCUGUCAAGAGGCUGCACGAACAGAGUGAGUUAAUUAUUCCCUCUGUCUGUGUUUUCCCUUCCCACUAACAUGUUGGCCCAUUUGCCAGCACCUGUACUUCAUUGCUAAGUGGAUGCUGAAAGUGCCUGCAGGUUGGUGUCAGCACGACAGUGCAGGUCUGCAGGGAGGAACCUUGUGGCUCAUGGUACUUUUUAAAUGUUUCAGUUUUUUUCAAGCUGAGUUUGGCAUCAGCCAUUUUUAAUAACCAAUUCUAUUUGCACAGAGAACUGAAGAGCAGUGUCUGGCGUGGGCUUGCAGCAAGGCCAGCCCAAGUGUUGUGCUUCAGCCCACAGAAUGCCGUCUGUGGCCAGCGGUGGCUCAUGAGGGCAAGGCUAUGCCAAGGAACAGGCAGCCUUUCAUUCAUUCACCAGAGAGGUGACCUAAGGGAAGAAGAGAGAUUCACGGGGAUCUACAGAUCCAAAAAGAACAGUGCCAUAAAUGUUUCACAAAAAGAACUAGACCUUCGAUGCUGCAGCAAUUGGUCAAGUAUCUCUCAGGCCUUACAAAAGCUAGUGUCAGAUCCUUUAAAAGUGAUAGCAGUGUCUGACUGCUACUGAUUAAGCUUGGCUGUGUGGAAAUGGCCUGAAAUACCUUCUAAAAUCUGUCCUUUGGGAGGUGGGCUUUCCACUUGCCUGCACUGUUCACUUUAUUGCAGGAAACCAGCGUGUGCUCGUGGAGGUGAUAGGCAAACUCACUGCUCCAAUGGGGAACACCAGCAUAAAGCAGAGCUGGCUUGGGCUGGUGCCCUCAGCCAUGGAGCUCUCCAGGAACCUCUUUGCCUGCAGGUUUACUUAAUGGGAGAGGACAGAAGCCAUGUACAGCUAGCUGGUAACCAAAAAGUACUGCCUCUUUCGAGGAAAAGAUGGCAUAAAAUGUAAAUUUAAUACUAGUUUUCUGAUCCUCCACUUCACUGAACACAAGUCUCAAAGCUUGAUUUUAAGCGCUGCUUCUCCCUUUCUUGAACAAAGGUUUUGGGGAAAAUCUUGUGCUUUCAGGUACAUAGGUCAGUAUUUUAAUGGAGGACUGCAUAAAUCAGAAAAGGGCAGGCAAGGGGAAGGAGUAAUAGAGAGAAAGGCUGCAAAGGCCAGGUGCUGCACAUAAAGCCCAUAGCUUUUCUUAAGCAUUUCUUCAGCUUGCUUACUCUUUUCUUCACUCAUAGAGAGCCCUCAUUAAUAGAUUUACACACAUAGAUUUAUAUAUAUACACCUCUAUCUAUAUAUUCACUCACAUGCCCUUUCAGGUCUUGAUUUUGCCACAGUGUGGAGUUAGAGAAGACACAGGUUUGUCUGUGCUCUAGCAGGGAAAUCAGCUCCUCGUGACUCAGAGCAGAUGACUAGCAGCUGGCCUCCAUGCAGACCUGACUUGCAUCUCCUGCUGCCUCCUGCCACCUGCUCUGUGACAUGCACAAACACUGUGAUGUGGCUGCUGAUGCUCUCCUAGCAGGAGCUUAUCUCCCUUGUCACUGUGCUCCCCACAGUCAUGAUCAGGCCAAACUUGGUACACCACAUGCAGUCUCCUUGUAAAACUCCAUCUGCCAGUGGUUUCACCAUUGUCUUUCUUUGAUGAUGUAGAGAGGGGGAAAGCAAAUACCUGGCUUUGUCUGCCUGCCAUCUACCCAAAGAGCAUAAUAAAUGACUGUAAUUCCUGUUUCUUUGCACCAUAAGCAUUUGGAUAUGUCUCCCUCUUGUGCAGUUUGGAAUCUAGUGAUUAACCUGAGCAGUAGCAAAGAUUCAUUUUGGCCAGGUACUGGGAAACCAGAAACAACUUCUCUGGAGGCUCUCUUGUCCCCCCUCCAAUAGAGCUAACACUCACACACAUUCUUUCUAUCCUUUUGCUUUCUUGCCUUAAAUGCAGGCGCAUCCCUUCUAACUUCCCUGAAAAAUGAACAAACAAACACAAAAAACAGGAACUUGUGCUUCAGCUUGAGAUAGUAACAGGGCCUGGGACCACAUCCCAGAGACCAGGAAUAAUCUUAUAGUUUUGUUGGAUUGCUUACUGGCAGCCCCAGAAUGUCUCAGAAGGCUUCAAGCAGGUGUGAGAGGUGAAGUGAAAAGGUGUAACAUUAAAACUAGAAGCAAAUCCUGUUAGAUUUUUAGGAGGAAAUUAGCACAUGGUUUAUGAUGUGAUUAAUGCUGUCUUCUAACAAACUUACCUCCUUAAGAUCCUGGGGGAGCCAAGCUGAGCUGCUACCCAUGCCAGAGCCAGCGAGUUCACCAAAAGGAAUGAAAAUGGGAGCAUGGGUUUCAGUGGAGCUGGGGGAUUUCAGCCUGUUUGCACAUUGUUUGCUCACUGUCACAGACUUUGCAGCAGCUUUGCUUUCUCAGGAUUUGCAGAGGGCGGUAAUUUUGUUCAAAUGCAGAGCUAAUUGCAAGUAGAAUGGUGGGUGGGCGUGCGUGCACAGAGUUGCACAGGGAAAAGCAUGUCACUAAGCUGUGAAAGCAGCAAACAGCAAAGAGAAUAGCAAAAAAAAAAAAAAAAAAAAAAAAAAAAACCCCAAAAAUGGACAAAGCUGUUAGAGUAGGAACUGUGUCCCUCAGUUGGGAUGCGGAGCCUGAAGAUGAUGGGAGGAGUCUGGAUGGAGUUGGGAAGCACAGGCAAAGAACAGAGAGGCCUGCAAAGGAGAGCUACAGCCCUUGAAGAAUCUGCCUUUGACAGCACAGCAGGUGACAAAGCUUGUGAUGAAUUGUGUUGUAGGAUCCUUGCCUGGGCAGCUGUGUGCACUCGUAGCCCCAGCUGCAAUCAAUGGUUCUGAUGGUACCUCACUGAAAGGGAGGUCCACAAGCUUUCAGUGGCUUGAGAUUUUACAGGGAAAGCAAGGCACAAAAGUGCUGGAACCUCCACUGAAAAUGUCAAGGUUACUCCAUAUAAAGCAGAUUUGUUAGAAAUAUAAGCCCAGAGAUUACCUGUGUCCAGAUGCAUUAAGCCAGAUGGGUUGCAGCAGGGACUUUCUACACGUCCCUAAUUCAGGAUCAUCUUCCUGAAUCAUUAGCCCACGCAGAACCAUCACCUUUUGGUCCUCGUAAAUACCUGCAUUGAUGGUUUCUCUGAUCACUUUUCAUUCAGGUGCCCGAUGUUCCUAUUUAUUGCUCUUACUGGGUUUUUUUAGAGGGAAGUAAUGGAAAGAUGAACAGUCUAGUGGAGCAAAGAGGUGGUUACACAGAUAUCCUCAUAGCUUUCAGGGCAGAGUCAUUCUAAAAACAAAGAGCAAGGCACUAAAAAUCCUAUUAGUCUUUCCUGAAUGCCACUAACCCAAACCAUUCCUGACCUCGUUAGAGUUUCACCCACUCAGCCACAAUCUGUAGUUUCCUCCCGAAGGAAAUGUAAAAGCAGGUAAAAAUAUUCACGGCAUUUUAAGAAGUGAAGACAAUGUAUAGGUUUUGAAACUAUUCCAUAGUGAAAAGCAGUUAAAAAAAAAUAACAACACAGCAUUUACUAGAGUGUAAUAGUCCAAUUAAUAGACUAGAGCUGUUUUUCAGCUCCUGAAUUUAAUGCAAAAGGUUUUGCUUUCCACUGAAGACAGAGCAUAAGUUUUGUUAUUUCAGAACAUAGUACCUGUGUAUUAUUGUAGUUGGAAGAUGUGGUUCUGAAUUUCGAUCCUGUGUGCUGCAGAGUUUAUGCAACUUCUUUUCUGCCUCAAGGUUACAGACUUGUUCAAGGCUUAGGUCAAGCAGGGUGCAAAAGUAUCGUUUCAGAAAGAGACUCUCCUUUCUAGCAGUGCGUGGAACAACCAUGUCCCUUUGUAUUCAGAGAAGCGAGGUGGUUGGAGAGAUAUAGCCUAUGGCUCAGCAGCCAUGUCAGGGUGAAUAACCACCUGCUGCACUGGCUGCUCUUCUGAGAUCAUCUGCAGAUCACAGCAGGUCAUGUUUCCUGCUUAAAGGUGGCAUUCUCUGAGGCCUUAUUUCCCCUUAUGAGGAAAGCCCUGCUGUAGUAGCAUAUCACUUGCAUAAAUAUACACCAAAUUGAGGAAAAAAAAAUAAAUGGAAAAAGAAAAAACAUCAUUUUAAAUCUCAGCUGUAUGUCUAAUCAAGUAUUUCAAUUCCUUUCUGGCAUGAAGGGUUUCACCAACACCCACAGGAAAUCAAUCAAAGCCUUUAGCAGAAGGGUGAGGGAGGGGAGAUUUGUCUCUAAUCUCAUUCCCGCCUACUGAGGGCCUACUCCAGCCACUGAGAGCAGCAGCAUCGUCACUUUCAGUGUUCCUCUGGAAAAAUUAAGUACUUGGCAUGUGUUAUUGUGACGCCCACUGCCAUCACCCCAGCCGUGGGUGGACUGAGGCAGUCUCUUGCCCUGCUUCAGCUUCCCAAGCAUCAGCAGCAGAGAGGCACUUAAAGGGACCUGUUCUCUGUCUAACCUGCUCUUGCCUUCACAGCAAAUCCCAUUCGUUCUUUUCCACACUGCCUGUAACUACAGCAUGGUGGUGACAGAACCUGGGAGAAGGCAGCCCCAGAGGGUGGAGGAGAAGCAUGGAUGUGUUUUGGAGACCCUUCAGUCAGUGCUAUGAGAAGGCAGCAAGGCUGCUGCUUAAUCCUGCCCACAUCAUGUCCCUGUAGUUCCCUGCAGUGUGCUCCCAUGAGAUCUCAGAGCUGGUCCCCUUGCCCAUUCACAGCCCUUCUGCUUAGCAGCAGACGUCAGGCCUGAGGAGAGGCAUCCCAAGGAGCACCAGGCAGGGCAGGCCUCCAGGCUAGUGGGUGGCACAGGGAAGGAGGCCAUCCCAGCCCCUGCAGGCUGACAUUUACACCUACAGAAGCCGUGCUACUUCCCAGGUUCAUUGAAGGUGCUUGUCACCCAGAUGCAACCUUGGGUUUGAACCCAAACUUUGUCCUUGUCUGUGGUGGGGACCUUUCAUGUUUUAGAUAGCCAGGGGUUUUCAGUGGCAAGUCUGGACACGGUGGCCAGUUGCUGGUCCAGACUCCAGAUAAACCUAGCAAAUCAAAUUAAAAUGACAUGGAAACAAAGCACUGGCUCGCUCCUUCAGCAGGCUUUCCCUGUACUAAUCUCCAGAGGAUACAACAUGGUUAUGCUGCUGGGGAAGAGACAAGAUCUCUUUUUCUUUUCGUAAAAAAUGAUAAGAGAAAGAAAGAAGCAGACAUAAAACAUUCCCUUGUCAAAUCUAGAUGUCUUUUUUUUUUUUUUUUUUAAUUUUAGAAAAUCCCUCCCUUUCUGACUCUACCAGCUUCAGACUGGUAGACUACAGAGUUCAGAGACAACGGACAGAAAUAUCCCAAACAUCAAUUCGCUCAUUGCUACAGGAAAUUUUUAAGAAAGCAUAAAAAUGAAAACUGUGGAGAAUUUCAUCCGAUCUGUCAAAUGCUUUACCUAUUAACACAUCUGAUGUGUUAAUAAGAAAGAUAUCAACCAGACAGAGCUGCAUCCCAUUUCUGUUUUUCUUUACGUUCUUCUUGGCCAUGCAGUGAUAAACUCCAAUAUAUAUAUCAACUGAGGGAACCCAACACCUUUGUCGGUAAAAGGCCUCUAACCCUUCUUCAUGUCUAUACAUCUUUAAAAAAAAAUAAAAAAAUAAAAAAUAAAAGCUUUAAAAGCAUCCCCCCACCCCCCAAAAAAAGGGCAAAUGAAUAAAAAGAUGGGGGACAUAUCAAGAUUAAUUGCUGGCUACAAAAUUAUUUGGCUGUGUAAAGAUCUAUAUGACUACAAAUACUUUUUUUGAUGGGCUGUGGAGAUCUUGGUUUCUAGAGUUCUUGCUUGAGCCUGAGAGGUGAGUAGUUGCUGUGCUGCAUGCUAUGGGCUUGAAAGGGAGGUUGUCUCAAGUCACUGCUGGUAAGCAUGUAUGUGUCUGCAGCAGUGGACGGCUGUUGUGUAUAUGGGAUGUUGGUGAGUGGCAGCAGGGACAGAGCUGGCUGCUCCCCCAGGGCUGCCAUGGCUUCCAAUGGUCAUCACUCUGCUCAUCACGGCACUUCACUGGCACUUGGCAAGUUUCUACACAGUCAUUAGUGUCUUUGGGAGGAAGUGGUGUAUGAGAAAUUGAAAUGUUUUGAUGCUUUGCAGAUUAAGUAUUUCAAAUGCUUAGAGUAACAUUUCAUCCCCAACUUUUAUUUGAAUUUGUUUCUAAAGAAGAAAAAUCUUUUUUUUUUUUUUAAUUAUUUUUUUCCUUUAAAAUGCUCUCAACACUUGUCACAACAAGCAUUAAGAAACCUAUAAUGCAACUUGCUGCACUGCUGGGCAGCAUGCUCAGAUAUCCAGUCUGUAAUCUUCUGUUAAAACCUCCAGGUAGUAUCACGAGUAACAGCAUUGUUGACUAUUGAAAAACACUCUUAAUAUCAAAAGCACAUGCCAAAAAAGGACUUUUAUGGGAAGGAAAAUGACAUCUGAUCCCAACAACAGUGUCAUCAGCAUCAUCGGAAGGCACCACCAACAUCAUGAUCUCAGGCCAAGAUCAGGUCCCUGAUCACCUUCUUCACUAGGACACUUCCAGUGCCUCCUUUUCUUGUUACUAUUAAAUUACCAGUAUAUUUAAAUGCAAUAUUAGACUAUGGGAUUUUUGACAGUACGGCACUGCAAGAUUACUGCACCUUGCACUGCUGCUUCUUUCUGUGUGGGUCAAGACUUUACAUUCUUAAAUGCCUUUCACUUGAAGGCAAUAGUUAGUGAAGGGGAAGCAGCACUUUUUUCAAGUUUAGCAGAUUUGAAAUAUUUUCCUUAUGAUCUGUUAUACCUGUUAACCAUCUUGCAGAGGGUUUGGGUAGACUGUCAUAUAACUGUGUUAAUGAUCCACUGUUUUUUUCUCUGUUUUUUUCCUUUUUUAUUUUUUUCCUCCUCUCCUUCUCAUUACAGUUGAAACUACAGAAGAAAUAGCAGCAGAUUCCUUGCAAGACCUCUACAGAGCCCUGGAGCAGGCCAGCCUUUCUCCUUUAGGAGACCGCCGGAUUUCCACUAAGCUGGAGUAUAGAAAAUCUUUUAUAAAGAGAUGUAGCGAUCCAGUAGUUAAUGAAAAACUGCACCAGCUGCGAAUUCUGAAAAGCACUUUAAAGGUGAGAUAACAGGGAGGAAAAUCCUGCCCUAAGGUCGGAUCUGACAGUACUGUAUUCAGAGAUUAAUUGUGUGUGGCUGGAGCUCAGGUUGAAUGUGAUCUGUGAAAUGUGCAAGGAAGGUAUGUGUAACCACUGUUCUUGAAGCAGAGAAAAUUGUGCCUUGGGAGAGGAGUCAAAGGGAGGAGGUUGUUUUUAUUUGUGCCCAGGUAAAAUCUCAGCUCCUCCUCUAGCUAGCUAGCAUGACAUCAUUUGACACCAAAUUAACGGAGGAGACCUUAACCACCUUUUUUUGUCCCUGAAAACUUUCAUUUAUAAAAAUGCAUUUACUCCAGAAUUGCCAAGGUCUGCAGUGAAGCACAGUCAGCCUUUUGGAAUGAUGCGGUACCUUUUAAAACAGUUUAUUAUUUUCUGAUUACUGAGUUUGUCUGGGAAUGAACUGUGUGCUUGGUUUCUGCAUAGACUGGUAGGAUCAUUGUGUUUAAUCAGUAGGAUUGAUUAAAUAAAUAGAUAGUAGUAAUGAUGGAUUUGAAGAUUUUUAUCUUUAUUGUAAGUGCGGUGCAGCUAAUUUGACCUCCCUGUCAGCUUCUUUAUUUGUUACAGCAGUUUCAAAUCUGUGUUGUUAGAGAUUUCAGCAAACAAUGUGCUGGAUUUCCCCAGGGUCUCUGUUAACUGUAUUAAAUUACUACAUUUUAAGUCACUAGAUAAUUGUGCAGUGGAUUUUGUAACAGCUUUUAUCAAAGAGAGUUUUAUCAGCAUUAAUUAAUUUCGUUUUCCAUCACCUAGAGAAGCAUUUAAGCAAUAUUAUUUUCAUGCUGUGAGACUCCAGCCCUGAAGAAAAUCUUUCUUAUGCUUAACUUUUCGCACUGUAUCAUCUCAUUGAAGGCGACUGAAAGAACCAGGAUAUGUGAGUCUUUGCUAGAUUGUAGACUGAUAGAAAAAGUCAAGGUGCCCAGGCUUUCCAUGUAAUUUUUACAUGAGAAACUGAAGCAAAAUCAUAGCCAUCUCAGAUAUGCAGAGCAGGCAGGAGGUUCACACAGAAUCUAUGCUCUUGCACCUUGGUGGAAUCACUCAUACCAACAGUAUGUAAGAGUGUUGAUCUGAAAUAUAAAAAAUAACACAUUUCUUGAUACUUGCAGGAAUUACACAGCCUUGCUGCUGUUCCAUAUCAGCAGCUUAUCACCGUGCUUAAUUGCCUUUCUUGUUAGCAUUUAUUGAUACCUGAGUUACAUUAUGCCAAUGGUUUUCUACAAAUGGUUUCCCCCCCAAGGGUCUUCCAAAAACAGCUCAUCCCUUUAACCCAGCAGAUGCCUGUUUUCAUGCUUCUCUAUAUCUUCUUUCUUUUAGACCAAGCAAACAUAAUUUGUUUAUUCUCUUUCCAUGAGACAUAUUUUCUGAACUAGUCACCAAAUCUUGUUUGGACCAGAAUGACAUAAAUAAUUGACAGUGCAAUGCCAGCAAGUAUCAAAGACAGAUUAUUGCUGUUUCUUGCAUAUGGCAACAGUGCAAUGUGGCGUGCGCCUGUUUUGCAGUGGCAUCAUGGUAACUCAUUAAUUGUUUCUAGCUCCAUCCUAGCUCACCUCUGCUAUUGUACUGGCAGUAGUAUUUAUCAGGAGCUACUGCUGUUAGCUAAUCAAUUGUUCCCCCUUUUUAUCAAUGCCAUUGAGUUCUCCUUCCUGAAUAUGUUCACUUGCACUUGCCCAUUGGAUUUGGUGUUCUGAAUUCUCCUUUAAUUCAUUCAAAUGAUUAGUAAUCUGUACAGCCCUCUAAAUUGGUUCUAGCUCUUACCACCCAUAGGCUGUCUGUUCCAUCAGCAAUGAAAAGGCCCGUCUGCUCUUUUUGUCCUGACAUAGCCACAAAACCAUUCUCCUCAACAAGUAUGAGCCACCUGACUGGCAGCGCUGGGUUGUGUGUACAGGUCACAACCUGCAAGAAGCACAUUAUGGUAGUUCAUGCAAAUAUAUGGUGACUGAGAGACUCCAAAGGUUCUCUUCCUCUGGUUAGCCGCAGCUGUAUGAUUGUCCCUGAAAUUUACUAUUCUACCAUAUAGCAUUAAUUAGCUACUGAUUGCAAAGCAUGAAAAAUACCUUUAAACAUACUGCUUGUUGGUGACAUCUCUGACCCUUCUGAUAACUAUUCCACCAAUGUGGGCUGACAUUGCCAAAUACUUCCCUUAACAUGCUCCCUAGACAGGUUUAUCACACUUGUGGUAUAAACAUGGCAAAUGUCAGUUAGAAGUGAGGUCUAUGAAACCCAUCUGGCAUGGAGGAUAGAGGAGAAGUCGCUGGUGACCAGACCACUUCUCCACAGAGGAGAAGUGCUGGAGCUUGCCUGUUACAUGUUCUUUCAGGCUCAAGGCUGGUGCAUCUGUCUUCCACCGCUAAUAAAAACAGUGAGCAGUUGUGUGUGUAUCUGAGGCUUGCUCUGACCCGUGUUGGCUGCUUGUCAUCUCUCAAUAAGCUAAUCACCAGCCAGUGAUUAGGAUACAGCCACAUCCCCUGCCUCCAUGACAAGUGGGGAGGUGCCAACAUCUGUGUUAGAUUUUACCCGUUCCUGCAUUCUGCUUGCCACCACCAUGGUAGGAGGAGGUAGCAGCCAACCACCCCAGAGCAUGCACUGGAUUGCUGGUGAGGGCAUUACCAAGCUGAAGGCUCCUAGCACAGGCAUCUUCUCAGGUGUCCCCAUGACAGGCCCUGUAAAAAAGGCUUAGCUCUGCUGGCGGGCGAGGGGCCAUCUGUCUGCAUCCCACGCACAAACGCGGCAUUUCUCAUGCUGAUCAAGAAGAGCAAACAGAUGGCCCUUGGCAGCAUAAAACUGAUCCUGAAAAUUGAAGCAGCUAGUAGUAAACAGCGCAGAGCUUUUUUUUUUUUUUUUUUUUUUUUGCAGGAGCUGAACAAGGGGUGAGAGGGGAAUAGGGACCAUUUCUGAGGGUGUGGGGCAAGGUGAGGAGUGCCCAGUCCUGCAGGGUGAUGAGUGACAUCAGGGGAAGAGGCUGCCAUGUGUCAGCAGUAUCACAGCAGUUGGAUGGCUGCCCUGUUUCCCAGACCUCUGUGGUGUCCUUGCUCCCAUCCUACCCAUGCUGUUUGCUCAUUGCCCGCACUGACUCUACUUGUCUCUCUUCUCCCACAGGCCAGGGAAGGAGAAGUAGCCAUUAUAGACAAGGUUCUGGAUAAUCCAGGUUUGACGUCUAGAGACUUUCAAGAAUGGAAACAAAUAUACCUUGACAUCUUUUUGGACAUCUGUCACAACAGCACCCCGAGGGGCUCUGUUAAUGGCUCAUCUGAGGUCGACACGCUUCUAGCUUCCUUAGCGCACACGCACUCCUACAUUGAAACGCAUGUAUAAGGGGCCGUCUUCUACUCCAUUUGCUACACUCCAGGCCUUGACAAAAGUGCAUAAAUUAGGUUUUCUAACAAUAUGUGGGACUUCUAGUAAUUUAUCUUUUAAUGUCACUCAGCCGUGUGAAGUACGCCUUCAGUGGUCAAUGAUACCAUGUCUUUAAUGAGGAUUUGUGUGUUUUAUACACUACCGAUGCUCCACUUGUGUUUACCUUCUGUGAAAUAAAGAACAUGAUCUUUAACUAUUAGAUAGAAGUAUUUUAAAACAUUCUUGGAAGACUGUGGCCUUCACAGAGGAAGUUCUGCAGGCUAAAGGUUUUGUUAUUGAAGGUUGCUUUUACAAUGAUAUUUUUUAUUACAUAAUUCCAGUAUUGUAUUGCAUUUUUGGAGUGCAGGUACUAUUUUGGUGGCAGGGGAAUAAAAGAAAAAUUAUAUUUAAUGAGAAACUCUAGGAGUUUUCUUACAUAACAGGGAAAAAGCAUAAUGCAGUGACUGUGUUUCCAUUUUGUUGAACACAGAAGGUUGAAAAUCAGCCCACAAUAAUGACUAAUGUGAAUUUAAGUAUUAAACAUUUAGGUUUUAUUUCCUUGUACUUUUAAAAAUCCUGUUGCUAAGGUUUACCAUCAGUGCAAAGGGAUACUGGUCUGUAUUCUAAUUAAGACAAAAUUAGGUGUUAUUUGUCUCUUAAUCACAUUUGGUUGAUUUAAUUUUUUAAACAAAUGUUAGUCAUGGUACUGUCACUUAUGCUGCUUUUGUACUGAAGGGAUCAAAUUUUGCAAAAGAGAAAAAGUAGACUUUGAACAUCUUUGAUAAAGGCAUUUCUAUUGCCCAGAAAAGCAGCAGCGGAAAAGGUUCCCAACAAAAUGCUCCCAACCUGAGAGGCUUUGAAAAUUCCCGCAAUAGAAAAGGAAUGAAUACAUUUUUUCAAGUACUCUGUGUUUUUUGAGCUGUGAAAUUUUGCUGUAUUGUACUCAGAGGAAAAGUAUGAUAGGAACAGAGCUAAGCACAGAACCUGAAAACAACUGAGAGCUCAGAAAGUCUCUGCUCUGCCUCUGAAUGUCUCUGGGUUCUGCUGAGUUCACAAGCCAACAGAAGGGUUUGAAACUUCCCUGAGAGUCGAGAUGUGCUGCGGAGUGCACAGUGAAUAUAAGCAGAAAUAUCUCCUUAGAUUUAGGCACCUGUCUGGAAUAGGGAAGCAAGAGGUUAAAUAUCAUCUAUUUACUCUUUUUACUCUUCAUGGUCUUGUUUUCAAAAAGUGAUCAGGGCAUGAUAAAGCAUUUGUGCUGCUUUUCAGUGUUUUGCUGCAUAAGUUGGGACUCGAGACACAGCUUAAUAAUGCUCAUGCAAGAGGACGCAGCCUCCUUUAUUCUUUCUACAGUGAGUUGUGCGUUUAGCCAACUUUAGUCUGUUGCCUGUACAGCUCAGUGAAUGUACUUUAAACUUCAUGGGCUCUGGUAUUUCCUGGCAGUUAUAUCCAUGACGAGACGAAGGAAAGAACAGUCAGAUUUAUUUAUUUGUUCUCUCUCUCUCUUUCUUUCUUUCUGGUUACUUUAUUUGCAUUUAUUCCUUUAUCUUUCUCUCUUUCCUCCUUGUUACCCUAUUGCAUUCAGAUUGCAAAUGUUUUGCAGAUUUUGCACAAUUGUACAGAAGAGUGGCCUUUCUGUAGCCCAUUUUCAGUAAUCCUAGAUAUUCGAGUCAAUAUGGAUCAUAUAUUAAUGACAUUUGUAUAGAAUUCUGGAUCCAGUGUAAUAUUUGUACCAUUUAGAAGAAUAUUGUUUGUAUAAACUGAACAUUUAUUUACUGCAUGUACUGACUUGUAUAUUAAAUUUGUGAGGUUUUUGUACAUUUCUCUUAAAAAAUGCUUGACUUGAAAUGGGUUGUGCUAUUGUUCCAGGCAUUUAGAUUCUCUUGCUACUGUUUUACCGGACCAAAAGUAAAUAUAUUCAUAUAAAACCUCUUUAUAUCUGAUGGAUGUAUAUGCACAUUGUGUAGUUGAUUCCUUGUCAAAACCAAGGCAGUUCAGAAGACUUAGAUCUGUUGCUAUGCAACAGCUAUUCUGCCUGCACUUUACAUUAGUAAAGUCAGCUUGAUUGCUUUAAAGGUGAAAAUUAAACAUUGCAGUUUUUUAAGCUAGUCUAGUGACAAAGAACAUGUGUCCUAUCCAUUGUGCUGCCUUCUUUUAAGACUAUUAAAUGUUCUUCUAUAUAUAUUUUUAUUGUAUUAACUCUCAACCUAGGAAGGGAACAUUGUAAAAUGAAGUACAAUAAAUUUAGCUUUUAAAUGAA